CCCUAAAAAAGGAACCAAGAAAAAGAGAAGCAAAGCGAAGGGGCUAAAGAAAUCUCGUCUUUACGCCUCUCUCUCUCUCUCUCUCUCUCUCUCUCGUUCUAUGUGAGCUCUGUCGCAGAGCUCUAAUGGACGAAAUGUAGCAGAUUCCCGCAAGGAGAGCGGCUCCCAAUUUCGAAAUCCGGCAGUUUUUCUUCUCUUUCUUUGGGUUGGAGAGAUGCCGAUGAUUCGGUACCAGAUAAGGAAUGAGUACGGAUUGGCGGAUCCGGAGCUCUACGGAACUGCACAGAGGGAUGAUCCCGAGGCGCUUCUUGAAGGGGUCGCCAUGGCAGGCCUCGUAGGCGUCUUGAGGCAGCUUGGAGAUCUCGCCGCGUUUGCUGCAGAGAUAUUUCAUGACUUGCACGAAGAAGUGAUGGCCACGGCUGCUAGAGGGCAUGGACUGAUGCUUCGUGUCCAGCAGCUAGAGGCAGAAUUUCCAUCAAUCGAGAAGACCUUCUUCACUCAGACAAAUAAUUCAAGUUUCCCUUGCAAUGAUGGUAUUGACUGGCAUGCUAAUAUUCAAAUGGAUCAGAAUCUAAUCACGCAAGGAGAUAUGCCUCGUUUUAUCUUGGAUUCUUAUGAAGAGUGUCGUGGUCCACCUCAUUUAUUUACACUGGACAAGUUUGAUGUUGCUGGUGCCGGUGCAUGUUUAAAAAGAUAUUCUGAUCCCUCUUUCUUUAAGGUGGUGUUAGCCUCCUCUGGAAUGCUGGAAACAGAGCUCCCAAGAGAAAAGAAAGCUCGUAAGACUAAGAAGAAGGGAUCACGUCGGAAGAAUGGUCAAACGCUCGAGUCCUUGUUGGCACCCGAUGCCGAUUUUGAUUUGCGGCAGAUAACUUUUGACCAAGUUUCUGAGAAAACUUCAAGACAUGUGAGGUUGAAAACUAGGCAUUCGAAUGGUAUGGACAAAAGCAACGACAGAGGCUUAAUGGAGCGUCUACUUGAAAUACAUUUAUCUGAGCAGAAAGUUCUGUUUGGAAAUUCUAUAAGCCACUCCCACGUAAAAAUAAAUCCAAUUGAUUCAAAUGAAUCAGCUACUGAAAUACGCGAGAUUGCAGUUGAUGCUUCAGCUGACCGCCCAUUAGUUAGAGUGACAGACCUAAUUCAGUCUCCUGAUGAAAAAGAAGUGGCAGGGUUGCCUUUAUAUGAUUUGGAGAUGCAGAAGAUAAAGAAUAAAGAAUUGUCAGAGGUACUGCAUGACUCAUUUGGUGAACUAAAGAAGACUGACUCAGACUAUCUUGUUGUGGAGCAAAAGGAAAUGUCCACUGAGUGUGGAUAUAAAUCAGAAGUCUGUCUUGAUGGCUAUGUAUUUAAUCAACCUGAAACAACUCCUUCACUGCAGGUGGUUGAUCAGAACAAAUUGUUGGGGGAUGCUGAAUGCAAAACAGAAGGUGGUGCUUCCGAUGACAUAAGUAGUGAGCUGGAUAAUUUCGUGGAUGCAUUGAAUACAAUGGAAUCAGAAUUAGAAACAGAUUUUGAAUGCAGAGGUAAAGCUGAGGCGGGUGUCUUCAACAUGGAAUCUCAUGGAGAGGAUUCUGACACUAAUGAGGCACAACAGGAGUUGCAAGCGCAAUUUUCAGAACGAGAUUCUGUUGAUAACUCUGCCAAAUCGUUGAGCUCAAACACUAUGCUUAAAAAUGAAGUAACAAGUAUUUCUGACUCAGAUGCAAGUAGUUUGGCUGUUGCACAGCCAACUCAAAGGAAUAUGGUUUCUCUUGAUUUGCCUGCCAAUUCAGAAAUUUGGACCGGUAAAACCCAUAAUAAUACCACUGAAACAGAUUGCAAAGACAUGGAAAAAUCCGAUCUGGGUGUCGUUAUCGUGGAACCUCAUGGAAAGAAUUCAGACAAUAAUGAGGCACAACAGGAGUUGCAAGUUCAUUUUUCAGAACCGGAUUCUGUUGAUAACUCCACUAAGUCAUUGGACUUGAACAAUAUGUUUAAGAAUGAAACAACAUGUGUUUCUGAAUCAGAUACUACAAUUAAUCCACUUGUUGGACAGCCAACUCAAAGGAACAUGGUUUCUGUUGAUUUUCCUGCCAAUUCAGAAAUUUGCCCUGCUAAAAGUCACGAUAAAACUACUGAAGAGCUCUGGCAAGAUGACGAGGACAUGGAACUGAAUUCUUCAGGUGAUUUAGUCUCUAGUUCUUGUUUUAGAGAUUCAACUUCUGUUCUUGUCAGUGAUCAUCAUCUGGGGAGCUGUCAUGAAUCCCAGUCUGUUACCGGAGACCAGAAUGGGUUACCUUCUGGUUAUGAAGCAUCAGAAGCUCAUGAAGCUACCAAAUAUUUGGAUGGUUCAUCCCUUGAGAGCGAUCAUCUUGAAACGCCUCAUCCUGCAGAGCAUGUUGAAGAGCUGAUUUCAGAAGAUAUGGCAGGAACAUUUGACAUGCCUGAUCUCUUUUCCCAAAUAGAAGACAGAAGUGUGUCCAGAGAAGUUCCUACAGGGUAUAUUGAAGACUCAUUGCUUUCAUUAACUGCGUCCAUAAUAGGAGAGUCACAAGAAUCAACAGAACCAGAUACUAGGGCUUGUUCAGGUGGGGCCAUAUCACCAACCAUCUCUGCAUUCUCCCCUGACAUCAAUUCUAUUGCUUCAAAGCCUGACAGCUUGGCUACAGAACUGGAAAAUGGCAUGCAGCCUGAAGAUAUAGUUUCACAGACAUCAUCUGGCUUUGUGAAAGACACUCAUGACAUAGCUGAAGAGUUCGAUGGUUCAUCCCCUGGGACUAAAGAUGAUGUUUCUGAAAAGAUUCAUCCUUCAGACCAUUCUGUGGAGCUAAAUUCAGAAGAUGUGACAAUAAUGCUUGACAUGACCAAUCAUCAUUCCCAAACACGAGAUGAGUGUUUUCUUGAGAAGGUUCCUCCAGGCUUUGUGGAAGAUUCAACCCUAUCUUCAACCGGGCACAUAGGAGAGACACAGGAAUCCAUGAAACAAGAUACAGAAGCUUGUUUAUGUGGUAGCAUAUCACCUACCAUCCCUGCUUUGUCUCCUGAUAUCAGCUUUACUGUUCAGCCUGAAGGCUUAGCUGCUGAAAUGGAAAAUGUUGUUGCACCUAGUGAAAAUUUAGCAUGUUCAACAGUUGGCCCUGAAAAUGCUGAGGAAAUGGCUGAAUAUAAUAUUUUAGUUCCCAACACUCUGGCCCCUGAGUUGGAGUACUUUGCUGAUGCUAAGCAGCCUCAAGAGUUUCCCUAUGUGGUCUCAACAGGGUUUACCCAUUUGUGUUCUUUAGAAGAAACCUGUCCUAGUGACAUGCAGUUGCCGUGCAAUGUUCCCAACCAUGAGCUGAUUGAAUGUCCCAUUCCUGUUGAUGAUACUUUGAAAUUGCUAGAUGAGCCUACAGUACAUACUUCUCAGGAGAAUACACUGCAGACAGGAGAACCUACACAAUGUGAUGACCUAGUAGCUGAGAAUGCAAUUUUUGAACAUAACAGUGAUAAUGCACAUUCUUCUUCAACCUAUUCUCCAGAAACAUCAGGCCUUCAAGUACAGUCACAAGAAUAUGGCAUUCCUGAUGUUGCAGCGGUAUAUCAGCACCAAGUGGAGAAACAAGAAGCAAUUAGUCCAAAGGACAAAACAGCAUUGGAUUCUCAAAACAUCCGGUACAGGACUCUUCCUUUAAGCGAGGAAGAUCAACCUGACAAAUCAGCAUUGGAUUCUCAAAGCAUCCAGUACAGGACUCUUCCUUUAAGUGAGGAAGAUCAACCUGUGGCUGCUUCUACAGCUUUUGACCCUGAGUUAUCCAUUUUAUAUUCAUCUGAUCCAUCUGAUUUUAGAUUGCUUACCGAUGUUUGUCGAACAAAGUCAUCUGGAGAUGUCCAAACAGAUCUGCAUUCCGACAAUGACGAAGCAAAUUCGGUAUGUUCCUUAGAAAGCAAACAAGAUUUUGUUUUAAAAGCUUUGCCAUGUGGUGGUUGUGAGAGUACAGAAGAAAAGAAGCUGCCUCCAUCUACUCAUUUCCUUUCAGAGCCAACAAUUUUACUUGAAGAAGCUGCCUCCAAAUUAGAGAUCGGCAGGGAACUAAAUGUGUUACCUGUCCAUCAAGAGGGUGGGCAUCUUGAUUUGCAUGCUCCAACUAUUGACCUUAAUGAUGAACCAUCAGAAGAAGGGCCAGAACUGAGGUCCCAUGACUCUGCUACCAAUGCAGAUGUUAGUGAGUUGGAUACACCACUAUCAAACAAAGCCAUAUGUUGGCAAGUUGAGCCAGAAGCUUCCACUUCUUCUGCAUGCAGUUCUGAACUUAUCUCAAGUUCUUUGGCUUCUAAUGUUUCAGCUGUUAUGUUACCAUUUGUUUCAAGCUCCGAUGCGAUGAUUUUGGAAACUUCUCCUCAAUUGCCUGUCGAGCCACAAUAUGGUAAACCAGUCUCCAGCUUUCCUUUUCAAGAUGUUGAAGAACCACCACCGCUUCUGCCACUCCCUCCACUUGAGUGGAGAAGGGGAAAGCUUCAACUGGGCUCCCUAUCAUCAGUUGGAAGUUUAUUUCAACCUCCUAGUGGAACAAAUCGAUCAAUGGCACCAUCAGCUACUGAUUGGAAGCAUGGACAUGGUUUACUAGCGGGUGAAGGCGAAAUGGUUAAGCCAGCAAAUCCAUUUGUUACUUUACCGGUGUUGGAAGCCAAGAGUUCUCAGCAUGGUUUGUUAAAAUCAGAGGGAGAAAAGAUGCAUCCCUUUAGGUUGUCUGAACUGCCACCUAUUGCGGAUGAUGAGUAUCAACAUGAUGCCCCAUUUUUAGAGGGGAAAGUUGCGUAUUCUUCAAACCCUUCUUUGGUAGUUUCACCUGUAGAAGAUGAGAAGCAUCGGUACAGUCAUAAUUCGGUGGGGGGAGUGAUGUUGUUGCCGUCAAACCCAUUUGCAUCAUUAUCAGCAUUAGAAGAUGAGAUCUCUCAGUGUUCCCCACUAUUACAGGGGGAAACACCACAGCCUUCAGAGGUUACUGGUUCUCAACAUGAUCAGUUGCUUAGUUCAGAGUUGGAGAGAGAUCAAGAUUCCAGACAUGAUCGCUUAAGUUUAGAGAGUGAAACAAUCCAGCCUCCAAAAACAUUCUUGGCUGGUUCUCAUCAUGAUCAGUUGCUUAGUUCAGAGUUGGAGAGAGAUCAAGAUUCCGGACAUGGUCGCUUAAUUUUAGAGAGUGAAACAAUCCAGCCUCCAAAAACAUUCUUGGUACAGUCAGAUAUAGAACACGAGCAGCAUCAGCAUGGCUCUGAAAUUUGUGGAGUCGAAAAUUUGCAUCUUCUGCAAUCAUCGAUGCCAGUACCAGCCACAGGAACUGAGUUGCCUAAGCCUGGCCAUGUAACUUCAAGGGAAGAUGGUCAAUCUUCUCAAAUUGAUGCUUUACCAACACCAGACGAUGAGAACUCAAAUGUGAAGCCUCGUUCGAUUCGUAACCGGCCUAGAGAUCCUCUGAUUGAGGCUGUUGCUGCUCAUGAUAGAAGCACGAUGAGAAAGAUAUCAGAGAUGGUUCGACCUUCCAAUAAGCCAAAGGAAGAUGAAAGGGAUUCAUUACUAGAGCAGAUAAGAAGCAAGUCCUUCAACCUCAAACCAGCAGCCGUCACAAAACCAAAUAUUAAGGGUCCUCCAACAAAUCUCAAGGUUGCUGCUAUCAUAGAGAAAGCAAAUGCAAUCCGCCAGGCAUUUGUGGGAAGUGAUGAAGACAAUGAAGAUAGUUGGAGCGAUUCUUAAGCACUGACCAUUUCUUGAAUUGAAGUUCUCCAUAGUUGGAGUGAUUAUUAAGCACCAAUCACUUGAACUUUUGAGCUCUCUGUAUCUGGCAUAUGCCAAUCAUGCGAGUCUUCCUUCAGUAAUACGGUGACAGCAGUGGAGUAAUCUGCGUGAACCAAACAAUCAGCACAGAAGGGAGUCUUUUUGUUCAUGCAUAUAUAUUGUCGUGUGUAUAAUAUUCUUUUAGUCCUUUCUUCUUUGUGUCAGAAUGUAUUCCACAGCUAGCUUGUAUUCACCAGCGAAGGCUUUAGAUGAAAGAAACAGACCUUGCCCUUGUCGCUUAAUGUAAUUUUAAGUGAAAAAUUUUGGUUUGUGGAUUUGAGAGGCAUAGAUAUUUGAAGUGCAUAGAGCUUCCUUCGAGGCUA
Messenger RNA from Phoenix dactylifera (date palm), 6108 nucleotides. RefSeq lists its product as uncharacterized. Gene Ontology annotation, biological process: actin cytoskeleton organization; positive regulation of Arp2/3 complex-mediated actin nucleation. NCBI's taxonomy places the organism in Eukaryota, Viridiplantae, Streptophyta, Magnoliopsida, Arecales, Arecaceae. The record is from RefSeq and is a predicted model, not a curated record. Gene Ontology annotation, molecular function: protein kinase A regulatory subunit binding; actin binding; Arp2/3 complex binding. Gene Ontology annotation, cellular component: cytoskeleton.